AUUGUUAUUUUUAAAAAGUAAAAAAUUAAAUAGCGCGCGCGUAACGCGCGCCUGUGUUGUUCUAGUAAUAUUGUAAAGAUAACUGCCCUUAUCGGAUCUGCUUUGACGGUCUUCUAUUAUUCUAUUAGUUUCUUAUAACCGAGGCUAUGUUCAAGCAUUUAAGAAUCAGCAUUUAAAUCUUAAUUAAAACAUCGAUUUUAUCGACUACGAAGUUUUAAAUUUUUAUGAUAUUAGGGACGUGACAUGAUGACUAUCAUAAGAGUUAAAUAUGUUGAGUAUUUGUCAAAUGGUGAUAGUGUCGAAUAUUCAGAAGCCAUGUCUGUAGACAAAGAGAUACUGGUGAACAUAAAUUGUCCGAUUAGAAUGGUACUUCAUUAUAUAAGAAAAAUUGCACAUAUGAAUGGUGAGUUUGAUUUGUGCGAUGAAGUAAAUUGCCAAUUGAAGAGUGUAUCUACUUAUGAACCUUGUACACGUGCAUCAGAUAUUCUUCAAUCAAAUUUAACAUAUUUUAUCGUCACCUUCGAACGGGACGAAAAUGGACAGAUAAUAAAUCUUACACCGCUUCUAACUGGAAAAACAGCCAAAAAAUAUUGCGAUGUUCUGUCAAAGAUCCAAAAAUUAUCGCGAAAAACUGCUAUUAAAUCUGUACUUAAAAAGAAUAAUAACACAAAAUAAAUCUAUUAAUGUUACCUUACAA
Molecule: messenger RNA, 697 nt
Organism: Monomorium pharaonis (pharaoh ant)
Lineage: Eukaryota; Metazoa; Arthropoda; Insecta; Hymenoptera; Formicidae
Exons: 4
Coding region: 244-675 (143 amino acids)
Source: RefSeq, a predicted model, not a curated record